This is a messenger RNA of Hirundo rustica (Barn swallow), 1240 nucleotides long. RefSeq names its product DNA/RNA-binding protein KIN17-like. Gene Ontology annotation, biological process: DNA replication; DNA damage response. Bases 1 to 1167 code for a protein of 388 amino acids. The transcript has a single exon. The record is from RefSeq and is a predicted model, not a curated record. Gene Ontology annotation, cellular component: nucleus. Gene Ontology annotation, molecular function: double-stranded DNA binding. NCBI's taxonomy places the organism in Eukaryota, Metazoa, Chordata, Aves, Passeriformes, Hirundinidae.
AUGGGGAAGUCAGAUUUCCUUAGCCCCAAGGCGAUCGCCAAUCGCAUCAAGUCCAAGGGGCUGCAGAAGCUGCGCUGGUACUGCCAGAUGUGCCAGAAGCAGUGCCGCGAUGAAAACGGCUUCAAGUGCCACUGCAUGUCUGAGUCCCACCAGAGGCAGUUGCUGCUGGCUUCUGAAAAUCCUCAGCAAUUCAUGGAUUACUUCUCUGAGGAAUUCCGAUAUGAUUUCCUAGUAUUGCUCCGGAGGCGAUAUGGAACAAAGAGAGUCCACAAUAAUAUUGUGUACAAUGAAUACAUCAGCCAUCGGGAACACAUCCACAUGAAUGCCACACGAUGGGAGACACUGACUGAUUUUACGAAAUGGCUGGGGAGAGAAGGUCUGUGCAAGGUUGAUGAGACUCCUAAAGGCUGGUACAUUCAGUACAUCGACAGGGACCCAGAGACCAUUCGCAGGCAGCAAGAACAAGAGGGGAAGCAGAAACAGGACCUCGAUGAUGAAGAAAAAACGGCUAAAUUCAUUGAACAACAAGUUAGAAGGGGUUUGGAGGGGAAAGAACUAGAAAUGCCAGUCUAUACUGAACUGAACAGGGAAAACAAAGAAGAAAAAGUUACAUUUAAUUUAAACAAAGGAGCAAUCACUUCAGUUACAACAUCUUCUAAAACAAAUGUCCUUGGACAGAAUGCACUGAAGAUGAUGGAGGGGGCAGUUAAAAGAAAAGCAGCUCAUAGCUCUGGUCAGCCCCAAGUGAAAAAGAAGAAAUCUGCACUGGAUGAGAUCAUGGAGCUUGAAGAGGAGAAGAAAAGAACAUCCCGAAGAGACUACUGGUUACAGCCUGGAAUCAUUGUAAAAAUUGUAACAAAAAAGCUUGGUGAGAAGUACCACAAGAAGAAGGCUGUUGUUAAGGAAGUGAUUGACAAAUACACAGCAGUUGUGAGCGUGACUGACUCUGGGCACAAGCUGAAGCUUGAUCAGACACACCUAGAAACUGUAAUACCAGCACCAGGCAAGAAAGUGAUGGUAUUAAAUGGUGGGUACAGGGGAAACGAAGGCAUUUUGGAAUCCAUCAAUGAGAAGAGAUUUUCAGUGACAAUAACCAUUGACUCAGGACCUUUAAAAGGGCGCAGAGUUGAAGAUAUUCAGUAUGAAGAUGUUUCCAAACUUGCCUGAGGUGCUAAAUCAUGCAUCAGAGAAGAUUUUGGUUCUCAAAAUCUGUCUGAUAUCUUUCAGGCAGACACAAGAC